Pyrus x bretschneideri (Chinese white pear) is the source of this 1300-nucleotide messenger RNA. RefSeq names its product 29 kDa ribonucleoprotein A, chloroplastic. Gene Ontology annotation, cellular component: cytosol. NCBI's taxonomy places the organism in Eukaryota, Viridiplantae, Streptophyta, Magnoliopsida, Rosales, Rosaceae. The transcript is spliced from 4 exons. The record is from RefSeq and is a predicted model, not a curated record. Bases 109 to 1005 code for a protein of 298 amino acids. Gene Ontology annotation, molecular function: mRNA binding.
GGCAAGGCAAGUAUUAUCCGAAUAUGAAAUAGUGGCGACUUGGAGUUUCUACGCGGACCGCCCCUUAUCCACUCCCUCCCUACUCUUCUGGACACAACAUUCAAAACAAUGGCGGCAUUUGAGGCUGCACUCUCUGUCUCCUUCCUCUACUCGUCUUCUUUUCCUUGUUAUUCCUCCAAACUCAACUCGUCCCCCAGACAAUUGGCUCCCCUCAAGCUUCAUAUUCCCAAUUCUACGCCUCCCAAUUCCCUCGAUUUUCUUCUUUCCGGUCCCCGACGCAUCCCCACAAGAAAGCUCCGUUUUGAGCUGCUGUGCUCUGCGGUGGAGGAGAUUACAGCAGAAGAAGAAAAAGCAGCAGUAGAAGAAAGCCAGCAGCAAAACCAGAAGAGAAAGCUGUACGUAGUGAAUUUGCCAUGGUCUCUGACUGUCGUGGAUAUCAAGAACCUCUUUGGCGAAUGUGGGACUGUCAAAGACGUCGAGAUUAUAAAGCAACAAAAUGGGAAGAGCAGAGGCUUUGCGUUUGUGACAAUGGAUUCCGGGGAAGAAGCUCAGGCCGUCAUUGAUAAAUUUCACUCUCAUGAGGUGUUGGGUAGGACUAUCAGAAUUGAGUUUGCAAAGCAAUUUAAGAAACCUUCUCCACCGCCCUCCAAUCCCCAAAUUGGAGAGACACGCUAUAAGCUUUACGUGUCUAAUUUGGGAUGGAAAGUAAGAUCAAGCCAUCUCAGAGAUUUUGUCUCUCAAAAUUUCAAAGUUCCAGUUUCAGCCAGGGUUGUCUUUAGUGGCCCUUCUGGGAAAUCUGGUGGUUAUGGAUUUCUUUCUUUUACUACAAAGGAGGAAGCAGAGGCUGCAAUUUCUUCUUUGCAAGGGAAGGAAUUGAUGGGCCGACCAAUUAAUCUAAAAUUUAGUGAGAAGAAUGUUGGUGAUUCUGGAAGCCAAAAUGUUGAUGACUCUGGAAGCCAAAAGGAAGAGGGAGAUAGUUUUGAGGGUCAACCUGAAGAAUCGUAAGUCCACAGACAGUCUUUGACCAAAUUAAUCCGUUUUUAUUGCAGAUUAUAAUUGGAAUCUUGGGAAAGCAGAAAUUUUGACCUCAACCCCCCAUGUAGAGAUGGAAAGUGUCCUCCUGUUGUCUGUACAUUUUUCAUUGUCAUUUCCCUUCAUCUUAGCGUUAGUUCUUGGAACAAUGGUUGUGUUCUCUGUCUUUCUAAAAUGUUGGCAUACUUGCUACUAGAUUGUACCACAUAAAGAGAGUAAUUAUUUAACCUUUGUGAUUACUCAAUGAAAGCCUCUUUACAGAGUACAA